AUGGCGCCGCUACCCAUCAAGUUCACUGAGCUCUUGCAGCUCACCAGCAUCGGCGUCGAUCAAUCAGCUAUUGGCUUCAACUCCUGUACCUUAGAGUCAGAUCAGUACAUCUGCAUUCGCGAGAAGAAGAGUGAAGCCGCACAGCCCGAGGUGGUCAUCGUCGACCUCAAGAACAAUAACAAUGUCACCCGACGACCCAUCAAGGCCGACAGCGCAAUCAUGCACUGGACGCGCAACAUUAUUGCCCUCAAGGCACAGUCUAGAACACUACAGAUUUUUGACCUGGAGCAGAAAGCUAAGUUAAAGUCUGCCACCAUGGGUGAGGAUGUCGUCUUCUGGAAGUGGAUCAGUGACACUACGAUUGGCUUGGUCACAGACUCAGCAGUCUUCCACUGGGAUGUCUUUGACCAGACACAGGCUGCGCCUGUUGAGGUUUUUAAGCGCAACCCCAACCUCGUCGGUUGCCAAAUCAUCAACUAUCGAGUCAACGUCGACGCAAAAUGGAUGGUUGUUGUAGGCAUCAAGCAAGAGCAGGGACGAGUUGUCGGCCAAAUGCAGCUCUACUCCAGAGAUCGAGGUAUCAGCCAGGCCAUAGAGGGCCAUGCCGCCGCCUUCGGUACCUUACGCCUCGAAGGCGCUCCGCAAGAUUCCAAACUCUUCACCUUCGCAGUACGAACUGCCACUGGCGCAAAGCUACACGUCGUCGAAGUCGAUAAGCCUGAGACAAACCCCGUUUUCGCCAAAAAGAAUGUCGACGUCUUCUUUCCACCCGAAGCUGUCAACGAUUUCCCGGUCGCGAUGCAAGUCUCGCAGAAGUACGGAGUCAUCUAUCUUGUUACGAAAUACGGCUUCAUCCACCUCUAUGACCUUGAGACUGGCAGCUGCAUCUUCAUGAAUAGAAUAUCGAGCGAGACGAUCUUCACAACUUGCUCUGACAACGACUCCACAGGUAUCGUAGGUAUCAACCGCAAGGGUCAGGUCCUCUUUGUGACUGUAGAUGACAACAGCAUCAUCUCUUACUUGCUGCAAAACCCGGGCAACACCGAGAUGGCUAUCAAGAUGGCCUCACGUGCCGGACUUCCUGGCGCAGAUGAUCUAUAUGGAAGACAGUUCGAGCAGCUGUUCAACGGUGGCAACUACAUGGAAGCUGCCAAGGUCGCCGCCGGCUCACCACGCGGUUUCCUACGAACCCCUCAGACGAUUGAGAAGUUCAAGAGAUUGCCUCAGCAACCCGGGCAAAUGUCCUACAUCCUACAGUACUUCGGAAUGUUGUUAGACAAGGGGACCCUUAACAAGCAUGAAACCCUUGAGCUUGCGCAACCAGUUCUCGCGCAGAGCCGCAAGCAACUUCUUGAAAAGUGGCUGAAAGAGGGCAAACUGGACUGCUCUGAGCAGCUGGGUGACAUGGUGCGACCUCAUGAUAUCAACAUGGCUCUCACCGUCUAUCUGAAGGCCGAAGUACCACACAAGGUUGUCGCCGGCUUGGCGGAAACCGGCCAGUUCGACAAGAUUCUGCCAUAUGUGACCCAGACAGGCUAUCAACCCGACUGGAUCCAACUCCUGCAGCACCUUGUACGAAGCAAUCCAGAGAAAGGCGCCGAGUUCGCUACCCAACUCGCAAACCAGCCUGGCGGCUCUCUCGUUGACAUCGAGCGUGUUGUCGACGUUUUCCAAGCCCAAGGAAUGGUUCAACAGGCCACCGCGUUCUUGCUCGAUGCUCUUAAGGACAACAAGCCUGAACAGGGUCACUUGCAGACCCGUCUAUUGGAGAUGAACCUCAUGAACGCCCCUCAGGUUGCAGAUGCCAUUCUGGGUAACGACAUGUUCUCGUACUUCGAUAAGGCACGGAUUGCGACUCUUUGUGAGCAAGCCGGCCUGUACCAGAAGGCUCUCGAGUUGUACGAAGACCCCGCAGCUGUCAAGCGGGUCAUCGUUGGAAUUGCAGGAACUCCAAAUUUCAACCCCGAGUGGCUGGUCAAUUUCUUCGGCAAGCUGUCGGUAGAGCAGUCUCUCGACUGCCUCGAUGCUAUGCUUAAGCACAACAUCCGUCAAAACCUCCAGUCAGUCUUUCAGAUUGCUACCAAGUAUUCCGAUCUCCUUGGUCCGACACGUCUGAUCGACCUCUUCGAGAAGUACAAGAGCUCCGAGGGUCUCUUCUAUUACCUUGGAAGUAUUGUCAAUCUGUCUGAGGAUCCAGACGUUCACUAUAAGUACAUCGAGGCUGCUACUAAGAUUGGCCAGUUUGGCGAAGUCGAGCGCAUCUGCCGUGAGAGCAACUACUACAACCCCGAGAAGGUAAAGAACUUCUUGAAGGAAGCCAAAUUGACCGAGCAGCUGCCUCUCAUUAUCGUUUGCGAUCGUUUCAACUUCGUGCACGAUCUCGUUCUCUUCCUCUAUAAGAACCAGCAAUUCCAGUCAAUUGAGACGUACGUCCAGCGAGUCAACCCCUCUCGUACACCCGCAGUCAUUGGUGGACUCCUCGAUGUAGAUUGCGAUGAGAGUAUCAUCAAAAACCUGCUCACCACAGUCAAUGCGGCGUCUGUUCCUAUUGAUGAGCUCGUCUCUGAGGUUGAAACCCGCAAUCGACUCAAGUUGCUGCUACCGUUCCUUGAGGCGACGCUUGCAGCCGGUAACCAGCAACAGGCAGUGUAUAAUGCUCUCGCCAAGAUCUACAUUGACUCCAACAACAACCCCGAGAAGUUCCUGAAGGAGAACGACCAAUAUGACACAUUGGUUGUUGGAAAGUACUGCGAGAAGCGCGACCCCAAUCUCGCUUACAUCGCUUAUAGCAAGGGUCAGAAUGACUUGGAGCUCGUCAACAUCACCAACGAGAACUCGAUGUACAGAGCACAGGCAAGAUAUCUUCUCGAGCGCGCAGACAAGGAGCUGUGGAAUUUCGUACUCAGCGAGAACAACAUUCACCGCCGAUCUGUUGUCGACCAGGUCGUUGCGACCGCUGUACCAGAGUCUACCGAUCCCGCAAAGGUUUCAGUUGCCGUUGCCUGCUUCUUGGAAGCCGAUAUGCCGGGCGAGCUUAUCGAGCUUCUAGAGAAGAUCGUUCUCGAGCCAUCGCCGUUCAGCGACAAUCAGAACCUCCAGAACCUUCUCAUGUUCACCGCGGCAAAGGCAGACAAGGCGCGAGUCAUGGAUUAUAUCCAUCGCCUGGAUGGCUUCGAUCCCCAGGAAAUUGCAUCCAUGUGUAUCGAGGUCGGAUUGUACGAGGAAGCCUUCGAAAUCUACAAGAAGGUGGGCGACAAGACCAGCGCAGUCAAUGUGCUCGUAGAGAAUGUUGUCAGCAUCGACCGGGCUCAGGCAUUUGCCGAGGAUGUUGAUCUCCCAGAGGUCUGGAGCAAGGUCGCCAAGGCUCAGCUAGAUGGACUUCGAGUUUCUGACUCCAUCGAAUCUUACAUCAAGGCUGAGGACCCGAAGAACUACGAGGAGGUCAUUGAGGUUGCCACUCAUGCCGGCAAAGACGAGGACCUGAUCAAGUACUUGCGCAUGGCGCGCAAGACGCUUCGCGAGCCUCCUAUCGACACGGCCUUGGCUUUCUCCUACGCUCGACUGGACCAGCUCUCAGAAUUGGAGGACUUCUUGCGAGGCACCAAUGUUGCGAACAUCGAGGAGUCCGGUGAUAAGGCUUACGAAGAGGGCUUCUUCGAAGCCGCAAAGAUCUUCUUCACCAGCAUUUCCAACUGGGCUAAGCUUGCCACCACUCUUGUGCACUUGGAAGACUACCAGGCCGCGGUCGAGUCUGCUCGUAAGGCCAAUAACAUCAGGGUCUGGAAGGAGGUCCACAAUGCAUGUGUGGGCAAGAAGGAAUUCCGCCUUGCUCAGAUUUGCGGUCUGAACCUCAUCGUUGACGCCGAGCAACUGCAAGCGCUCGUUCAGCAAUACGAGGGAUACGGAUACUUUGAUGAGCUCAUCAACCUCCUGGAGCAAGGUCUGGGUCUGGAGCGUGCUCAUAUGGGCAUGUUCACUGAGCUUGGAAUUGCCUUAUCCAAAUACCACCCUGAGCGCUUGCUUGAACACUUGAAACUCUUCUGGAGCAGAAUGAAUCUGCCGAAGAUGAUCAAAGCCUGUGAGGAAGCCAAUCUCUGGCCCGAGCUUGUCUUCUGCUACUACCACUACGACGAGUUUGACAAUGCAGCACUGGCGGUUAUGGAGCGGCCAGAAAACUCCUGGGAGCACCAGCAGUUUAAAGAGAUUGUCGUCAAGGUUGCCAACCUUGAGAUCUACUACAAGGCUAUCAACUUCUACCUGGAGCAACACCCAUCCCUGAUCACCGAUCUUCUUCAGGCGCUGACUCCACGUAUCGAUGUUAACCGUGUGGUUCGCAUGUUCCAGAAGUCAGACAACUUGCCGCUGAUUAAGCCGUUCCUUCUCAACGUCCAGACACAGAACAAGCGCACGGUCAACGAUGCCAUCAACGACCUCCUCAUUGAGGAGGAAGACUACAAGACCCUGCGAGACUCUGUUGAGAACUACGAUAAUUACGAGCCGGUCGCCCUCGCUCAACGUCUCGAGAAGCAUGAUCUUGUUUUCUUCCGCCAGAUUGCCGCCAAUAUCUACCGUAAGAACAAGCGGUGGGAGAAAUCGAUCGCUCUGUCUAAGCAGGACAAGCUUUGGAAAGACGCGAUUGAGACUGCCGCCAUCUCUGGCAAAACCGAGGUUGUCGAGGAUCUUCUCCGUUACUUCGUAGACGUUGGCAACCGAGAAUGCUAUGUCGGUAUGCUCUAUGCUUGCUACGACCUAAUCCGACCGGAUCUUGUUCUUGAGAUGUCUUGGCGCCAUGGUCUCAACGACUUCACUAUGCCAUACAUGAUCAACCUUCUCUGCCAGCAGACUAAGGAGCUAGCCACACUCAAGGCUGAUAAUGAGGCUCGAAAGGCUAAGGAGAAGGAACAAGAGACAGUUGACGACAACACCCCGAUUUUGGGUGGCAACCGUCUCAUGAUCACUGCUGGCCCGGGAGGUAACACUGGCCGUGCUUCGCCAGCUUUCGCACCAAAUGGCUUCGCUCCCCAGCCCACCGGAUUUGGCUUUUAG
Messenger RNA from Phaeoacremonium minimum UCRPA7, 5046 nucleotides. Its product is annotated as putative clathrin heavy chain protein. Bases 1 to 5046 code for a protein of 1681 amino acids. NCBI's taxonomy places the organism in Eukaryota, Fungi, Ascomycota, Sordariomycetes, Togniniales, Togniniaceae. The transcript is spliced from 4 exons. Gene Ontology annotation, cellular component: clathrin coat of trans-Golgi network vesicle; actin cortical patch; clathrin coat of coated pit. The record is from RefSeq and is a predicted model, not a curated record. Gene Ontology annotation, biological process: Golgi to endosome transport; intracellular protein transport; receptor-mediated endocytosis. Gene Ontology annotation, molecular function: clathrin light chain binding; structural molecule activity.